AAUAUUGGAUGUGGCUCCUUCAUAUGAAGUCAACACCAUCACUAGUUAAAAUAAUCUUAAACCAUAUUCUUUGUCAAAACAUGGGACAAAGUGUGUUGGAAGCCUUGAACGUGCGAGUGGUGGGCUCUGGCGAGGAAAUCCUCGUCUUUGCCCAUGACUUUGGCAGUGAUCAAUCGGCAUGGCAGCGCAUUCUUCCCUUUUUCUUGCGAGACUACCGCGUCGUCCUCUAUGACCUCGUCUGUGCUGGUAGUGUAAACUCGGAUUUCUUCGAUUUUAGUCGUUACUCGACCCUUGAUGCGCAUGUUGAUGACCUCCUCCACAUCCUAGAUGCCCUCGGGGUUGACCGGUGCUCCCAUGUCGGCCACUCCGUCUCGGCCGUGAUCGGGAUUCUCGCCGCCAUUAAACGCCCUGAGCUCUUUACUAAGCUUAUCCUCAUCGGUACCUCUCCAAGGUUCUUGAAUGACAUAGACUACCACGGUGGAUUCGAAUACGGUGAAAUUGAGGCGGUGUUCUCGGCAAUGGAGGCCAAUUACGAGGCGUGGGUCAACGGCUUUGCACCGCUGGCGGUGGGGGCGGAUGUUCCGGUGGCAGUUCAAGAAUUUAGCCGUACUUUGUUCAAUACGAGACCAGACAUAUCGUUAUUCGUAUCUCGCACCGCAUUUAACAGUGAUCUAAGAGGUGUUCUAGGCCUUGUAAAAGUGCCAUGUUCGAUAAUUCAAACAAUCGAGGAUGUCUCCGUCCCAAUGUCAGUGGCGAUGUACCUGAAGAACCACCUCGGGGGGCGGAGCACGGUGCACAUGUUGAACGUGGAGGGGCAUUUGCCACACCUGAGUGCACCCAAUUUGUUUGCCCAAGAACUCCGGCGAGCUCUAUCCCGGUGAGGUGAAGUUGGUCCAUAAGGGAAUGAAUAUGUUGUGGACAUGCUGAUUAUCUAGCAUUUGGUUUUUUGAGAUUAUCUUAUUCUCUCAGAAAAGGAAUAAGAAUCUUCACGUGACUUUCACGUGAUGACGUGUUGCCUUUCUCCUUUUUUUGUUAUUUAUUUCUCUACCUUUCUCUCCUCCUUAAGAGCAUAAUUUGGCAAAGUAGAAAUGCAAAGAAAUGGAAUUUGUAUUCUUUUUCUUUGUUUGUGUUCUAUAUACAUCGUUUUAUCUUGUGUGGGAAGAGAUUAAAGUUGUGCUAACUUUAAUAUUGUUUAUCAAGUUGACAUGCUCAAUUAAAGCAUGGUUACUUGAGUUAGUGCCUU
Messenger RNA from Olea europaea var. sylvestris, 1243 nucleotides. RefSeq names its product probable strigolactone esterase DAD2. Bases 9 to 881 code for a protein of 290 amino acids. Lineage: Eukaryota; Viridiplantae; Streptophyta; Magnoliopsida; Lamiales; Oleaceae. The transcript is spliced from 2 exons. The record is from RefSeq and is a predicted model, not a curated record.